This is a messenger RNA of Triticum turgidum subsp. durum (durum wheat), 2166 nucleotides long. Lineage: Eukaryota; Viridiplantae; Streptophyta; Magnoliopsida; Poales; Poaceae. The record is from the annotation of a GenBank genome assembly.
AUGGCUGAGCUGAAGCUAUGCUUGUGCUCAAGUAGCCAUCUCCUCGUCUUGUGCUUCUUGCUCCUCUGUGUACAUGUCCAUCAUGCGACCGCUAUCUCGUUCAACUACAGCUCCUUCAGCUCCGGUGAUUUCAGAGAGGAGGAUGACGCGAUGGUCACCGACGGCAGGAUUGAGCUCGUCGGCGACGAGGCCGGCGGUCGAGCAAGGGGCCGCGUUCUGUACAAGCAGCCGGUGCAGCUCUGGGACCCCGUCACGGGCGAGACGGCCGGCUUCACCAUGAGCUUCAACUUCAGCAUCCAGUCCCUGCCUAACCGGAGCAGCACCCCCGGGCACGGCAUGACGUUCUUCGUCGCGCCGUACAUGCCCGAAAUGCCGCAGGAUUCCUACGAUGGCUGCCUUGGGCUCUUCGACGAGAAACAUGCCCCGAAGAACGGGACGACGGCGAUCUCCGCCAACGCCUCCGGCAGCGCCAGCUUCGUCGCCGUGGAGUUCGACACCCACCGUGACGCGUGGGACCCGAGCAGCCGGCACAUCGGCGUAGACGUGAACAACGUCGACUCAGGCGGCAACUUCAGGAUCUUGCCAGAAGGCAGCCUCGUGGACGCCGGCGUUAUGUCUUCGACGGUGAGCUACGAUAAUUCCACGGCGAGGCUGGACGUCGUCCUCCGCGUCAGUGGCGCCGAGUAUGCCCUCGGCGCUACCGUCGACCUGCGAAGCUUGCUGCCGGUGCAGGUCGCGUUAGGCUUCUCGGCGGCCACCGGUGAUGCCUUCGGCAGCAAUCACACGUUACUCUCGUGGUCCUUCCACUCCACGCUCCCGACGAGGAACUACACGCCAUCUACCUCGUCAUCGUCAACCAAGAAGGCCACCCUACAACUCAGAGCCGGGGUUGCCGCCGCAGCCGUGCUGGUGCUCCUGCUCGCGGUCGCCGUGGCGGUGCUGUUCCGGCGUGCGAGCAGGAGAGACAGGCAACCAGACGACAAAGACAUGCUCGCCGGCGACAUGACCCCGGACUCCCUCGAUGCCGACGGCGAUGAGCUCGGUUCCAGCACGGGACCCCGGCCGAUCCCGUACGCCAGCCUAGCGGCGGCGACGAGGAACUUCGCGGAGGAAGGGAAGCUGGGGCAGGGCGGAUCCGGGUCGGUGUACCGGGGCCACAUGAAAGAGCUCGGCGGCCGCGACGUCGCCGUCAAGGUAUUCCUGCGAGGGGCGUCCUUGGAGGGGAGGAAGGAGUACAGGUCGGAGGUCACCAUCAUCAGCAGACUGCGUCACCGGAAUCUUGUGCAGCUAAUCGGCUGGUGCCAUGGCCGCAGGCGGCUGCUGCUGGUCUACGAGCUCGUCCACAACGGCAGCCUCGAUGGGUACCUCUACAGCAACACCAAAAACGACGUCCUGACUUGGCAAGUUAGAUACCAGAUCAUUCUUGGACUGGCGUCUGCCGUGCUGUACCUCCACCAAGAAUGGGAUCAAUGCGUCGUCCAUGGUGACAUUAAGCCGAGCAACAUCAUGCUGGACGAGUCCUUCAACACCAAGCUAGGCGACUUCGGCCUGUCGCGGCUCAUCGACCACGGCAUGAGCUUGCAGACAAUGACCGCCAUGGCUGGUACCCCGGGCUACCUUGACCCAGAGUGCGUCAUCACCGGCAAGGCGUCCACCGAGUCCGACAUGUACAGCUUCGGUGUCACGCUGCUGGAGAUCGUGUGCGGGCGGCGACCGAUGGCGCCGCCCAGCGCCGGUGCGAGGGACGGCCAGGUGUUCCGGCUGCUGGAGUGGGUGUGGGACCUCUACGGCAGGGGCGCCGCCCUUGACACCGCUGACCAGCGCCUCGGCGGCGUGUUCGACCGCUGGGAGAUGGAGCGGGUGGUGGCCGUUGGGCUGUGGUCCGCGCACCCGAACCCGAAGAUGAGGCCGGCGAUAAGGCAGGCAGCCGAGGCGCUGCAGUCAAGGAAGUUCAGGAUGCCGGUGCUGCCGCCCAAGAUGCCGGUGGCCGUGUACCUGCAGCCUUUCGGAGGUACCACCAUGGAGUACGGCGACAGCACCACCACGGUCGGGUCCGGGGUUACCACGCAGCAGCACUCGUCGUCCAGCUGUACAACAGCGACGCAAUCUUCAAAUACUAGCAUGCCAUCGGCUGUGAGUGAGGAGUUGAACCCCAAUAUAGAGUAG